AUUCCCCGUUCGCCGUGCACUGGGAGCCGGUGAUUCGUCGCCAUCUCGGUCAUUGGGCUCCGUCAAGCCCCUCCUUUUUUUUUUUUCUUCUUCCUUCCGAGUGGUAAAAAUACGAAAACGCUUCCCAUUUACCAUUGCGAAAGUGUUCCUGUUCUCUUCCUUUCUCAUUUAUAUAUGCAUUCAAAAAGUUUUCUAGGAUCACCUUACUCAUAGAACCCUCCUUUAGUAUGAUUUUUCAUUUUCAAAAAGAUACGCUUUUGUAAUCAUCAGGAAUCACCACCGCUAGCUGUUGAGCUCUUGGGCUGUAAUCUUGAAAUUUCAUUCUGAUUGGCUAAUUGGAAUAUUUGGAAUAAUAUCACUGAUUUAAUUAUGUAGAAAUUAAUCGCUUGCUGUCAUACAAUAUGCUGCCUGAAGCUUGAUUUAUUAUGUUGAAACUUCUGAUGCAGACACCUGAUAUAUCAUCAUGUUCGUGUCCCGGAUUUUUGGAAGAGUUCUCUAUGCAGCAGCCAAAUCAGAGUCUUCUGCUGCUGCUGCUUCGGCUUCUGCUAAGAAAUUGCACAAUCCUCUUGAGGAAUUUUUUGAGGUGGAUAGAAGAACAGAUGAUGAAAAGCCUGUUGUCUAUGGUCGUAGCUGGAAAGCUUCUGAAUUGCGUCUCAAAUCCUGGGAUGACCUUAACAAGUUAUGGUAUGUUCUCUUGAAGGAAAAGAACAUGCUAAUGACUCAGCGCCAGAUGCUUCAUGCUCAAAACCUACGUUUUCCUAACCCUGAACGCAUUUCCAAG
This is a messenger RNA of Elaeis guineensis (African oil palm), 781 nucleotides long. Lineage: Eukaryota; Viridiplantae; Streptophyta; Magnoliopsida; Arecales; Arecaceae. The record is from RefSeq and is a predicted model, not a curated record.